AGUGGACCUCGUCCAGGAUACAAAUACGGAAAUAAGGAGUGUAGAUGCUAAGGGUGCUUACUGCGUAAAGGUUUUGUGCAUGUUAGUUACACUGGUGAUGGUUAAGCGUUUGCUAAUUCUUAAUAAUAGGUAAAAUAGAGGUUUCUUUCUCGUUCUAUGGAUUUUCUGCAGUUGUUAUCAUGGGCGUGCAUCGUGUUUACCAUCGGCAUGUUCUCCACAGGAGUGACCGAUUUGAAGAAAAUGAGAGCCACUCAGAGUGCCGAUAAUGUCCAGUUUCUGCCUUUCCUCACCACAAGCUUAAAUAAUCUAGGCUGGCUGUACUAUGGGGUGCUGAAAAAAGAUGGCACGGUGGUGCUUGUUAAUUCCAUUGGAGCCUCUCUACAGUGUCUGUAUAUCCUCACCUACUUGCAUUAUGCCAAAGAGAAGAUGAACGUGUUUCUGCAGACAUUGGGCAUGGUGUGUAUGUUGUGUGUAUCAUGGGUGUAUUUCAGCAUGAUUGUUCCUCCGGGAAGCACUCAGCUUUCACAGCUUGGCCUUGCCUGCAGCGUCUUCACCAUCACCAUGUACCUGUCACCGCUCGCUGACCUGCUGGAAAUAAUACGCACUCGUUCAGUAGAGCGCUUGUCCUUCUCCCUCACUGUUGCCACCUUCUUUACAUCGUCCUCCUGGACUCUGUAUGGCCUUCAGCUAGAGGAUUACUACAUUAUGGUUCCCAACACCCCAGGUAUCGUGACGAGUCUCAUCCGUUUCCUCCUCUUCAGGCUGUUCGGAUCUGCUAGUCAAGACAAGCCAUCUUAUAAAUCUUUCCAAAUCUAAAGUCUAAUUAAGGGUGUCCUCACACGAGGAGCAAUUGGCACCGUCCCCCCGCCCAAGUCUGCACUCACGUUGUGCUUUUACGUUGCAGUCCUGAGUGCGCUUACGUCAUCACAAUGCAGCUUUCACUGACUACGCUAUGCAUUCAUCAAUGAAGUGAGAACCAGACCUGUUAACCCAAAUAUUCUCCAUUGAAUUGAAACUUGCACACUUUAGUAAUCACGCUGUGCAUAAGCCCAACUGAACCGUGCCUAAGCACAGUCUGUAGUGAUGAUGCUAGUCAAAUGAACCGGACUUUGGAGGUCAAAUGCAUUUGGGCGCAGUGCGAAUCAUCUAGUGAGUACACCCUAAGUCACCAAGUGCCUUAACCAUGUUCCCUUGGCCAAUUUCAACCAAAUCUCCCAUCAGUCACUGCUUAUAUCACACCCUGUUCUUCAUACUGUCUCCUAUGUUUGAGCUUUUCUUGUCAUUCAUUUUAGUGCGAUUAGUAGAAGCCAAUUCAAGCUUAAUCCAAACUUGCCACUGCUUAAAUAAUCCAGAAAGAAUAUGAAUCAGCUCAGUGGUUAUGGUUAUCUGCUGGUUACUAGAAGUUUGGUUCCACAAAUUCAGCUCCAAGCUUUGUCACACUGCCACUUUUGAGGAAGACCCUUAAUGCUCAAAAGCUUUGGGGUGUCUGUACCCACUGUGACUCCAAUUUACAAAGCACGGAUACGUGGGAAGAAAAUUCUCCCAAGUCUUCGUCGGGCAACUGUCACAUUUAUAAAUGCCACCAGGUUGUGCUCACAAACGGGUAAAUAAUUUCAGUCUUAUCUGCAAAUUGGAUUCUGACAUCCUGAGGCAUCAUGUUCAGCUAUUGUUUAUUCAAGCAUGCCUUUUUUAAUUGCAAUUUUAUUUCUAUUUUCUAAUCCUGUGAUUUCAUAAUUUCUGUAAAUACCUUAAUGUGAUUGGUUAAUAAUAGUUUGGGUGGCAGACCUACACAAAGCUUUGCUGUAUGUAUCCGUAUGGAUGUACUAUAAAAGCUGACCCAGGGCCAGACAGGCAAUUUUUUUAAAAUUGAUGCUUGGCAGCUUUUUGUUUAAAGCUCCUCUCUGACACACCUCUGGUCCUUAAGGUUAUCUGGUGUGUUUUGGUUUGGAGCAAACAAGCACAUGCCCUGAUCUCGGGGUGUGACUUUGUUUACAGAAUAUCGGCCUGAAUGUGCCAAGUGUGUGCGCACGCGCACCAUGCACUAACCUAAAGAAGCCCUUGAGGUCCUUGGUUUAGGUUAGGUCAUGUUUUUAUGUACACACACAGUAAUAAUCCAGGCCCUAGACAACAUCAUAUGUAUCAUUUUUAAAGUUGUCCCAUUAGUCCACCAUGAGAUUAAAAGCUCCUAAUAGAAAAGUGUGUUGUAAAGAACUUUGCUUCAGAGUUUCUGUAACUUGAGGGCUCAGUAUGAACUUUUUUUUUUUUUUUUUAGUCCACUUGUGUAGUCAGAUGAAGAUGCAGGAAGAUUUUUCACUUGUCCUGACCAUAAGCUUUUUAUUACUAUGUAUUUUAUUAGUUCAGUGAAAGGAAAGUGGUUAACAAAGUUUAUCAAAAAAAUCAGGUAUAGUUAUGAUAAUCGUUAUGCUAUAAUUGUUUUUUUUUUUCAAUAAAACUGUAACAAUAAACAGACUAUUCAGUGCCCCGUUACAGGGCAUGUUAUCACCCAUUACCUAAUCUGCAAUUUUAAGUCCGACUCGCCCAAAUUCAAAGCUUCUGAAUGAAAUAAAGUUAAAUCUUGAUUUAUCCAGUAAAAUGGGAAGUAUAAAUUUAAUGAAAUGAAACCGAAAGAAAAUGAGUUGAGCAUGAUAAGGGUGACCGAAUGAUGCUGUGAAAUAAAACCAACCCUAAGUGAGUUUGGCACUGUCGUAAAAUUCCCACAAAAUAUAUUAUGACAUUUGUGAUGGUUAAUGUGUACUAUACAAAAGAAAUACAAUGAAUGUCUGAAUGAAGUGAUUCACCAUAGAUAUUUAUUUUAGUGAGGUAUUUGAUCACUGUUUCUCUGAUGUUGAUGAAUUCAAAGUCUAAUAAUCCUAUAUUACGAUAUGGUUAUUUUUACACUCGCACCUGCUGUACUCUGCUUCUCUGGAAUGUCAUAAACAAUAACAUGGCUGGAUCAAGGUGAUUUGAACUAGUUUUGUUAGAACUUUAUUGAUGUAACUCUUGAAUAAUUAUUAUAAAUUAUCUUUUUUUUUUUUUUCCCCCCCAAUGUUCAACUUGUCCCAUCUGGACCAAAAAUUUGGUUGUCCAGGACAGUCUGACUACUGUUAAUGUCAAAUCCUGUACUUUUGUGUCCUAAAACUUCCUUUGGCCAUUAGACAUUUCCUUAAAGGUGACCUUUUAAUCACGGAGUAGGCUACAAUAUACUUACUGGAUCCCAUACUAGAUUGUAUAAAGUUGCAGGCCCUGACAGCACCUUAUUAAAGUAUCUUAGUAAUUCUGCUCACUUCUGUCUUCAAACCAGCAAAGCGGAUUUAAUGUUUUAUGACUGACAUUUAUGAAGCUACUAGCUCGGGACUGGUGACAAUAGGAAAUGCGCUGCUCUUUCAGUGUCACCAGUCAAAAAAAUUCCCAAAGACUUCCAGAUCAAGAAUGAGCAGUCUGUACACAUCUACAAGUCCAGACUCCUUUCACCUUGCAUUAGAUUUCACCAAAAUCCGAGGAGUGAAACACAAACGAUCCAUGAGAAGGUGAGGGCGCAGAUGGAGUUUUUGGCGUAUUGCUCCAGUACAUCUGCUCAAGUCGAGAAGGUUUGAGUUGGAGACUAAUGGGUACAUAUUUACGCGUAUGUGUUCACAUACUGUUUACAAAGCCAGUUAAAGGAACAGCUAUUGGUACCAGUGUCUUAUUUCUCAUAAGGUGCUUUAGUGUCAGCUCUGUAGGAGUAUUGGAGAUAAAAUAACUUUAUCUGGGCUUUAUUGUGUUUUAAAAAAAGUUUUCUACGCUCUGCUGGAGUUUUUCCAGCCAGGGAAUUGUGAUGAUUGUGCUGUUAUCCGUUUCAAAUAUAUUUCAUGUGUACGGAAGGUGUUCCACUUUACAAUGAUGCAGGAGUGGUUUGUUUUACUGUAUGUAAUGUUCUUAUAUGCUACAUUUAAUCACUGUGGACUGAA
Messenger RNA from Neoarius graeffei (lesser salmon catfish), 3947 nucleotides. RefSeq names its product solute carrier family 50 member 1 (gene slc50a1). Gene Ontology annotation, molecular function: sugar transmembrane transporter activity. Bases 157 to 816 code for a protein of 219 amino acids. Gene Ontology annotation, cellular component: membrane. Gene Ontology annotation, biological process: carbohydrate transport. Lineage: Eukaryota; Metazoa; Chordata; Actinopteri; Siluriformes; Ariidae. The transcript has 6 exons. The record is from RefSeq and is a predicted model, not a curated record.